AUGGCGCGUGGCCUCGGCCUUCUGCGCAUCGUCACCAACCUCCUACACUCAUACGAUGCUGCCGGAAACAAUCUGAUUGUCGUAGUCGGAGCAGACGACCGCGAAAAUGGCUGGAUUGGAGAGGCUCUGGCAGAACACGCCGCCAUCAGCAACUCGCCCAAAUGCCGUGGAUUGAGCCUGGUCAACACCGACUUGACAGACGUUGGACAGAGAGAAAAAAUGUACAAGCAAGGAGGCAUCUUCUCCGUCACGUCGCGUAUCCUGGUCGUCGAUCUCUUGACCGAGAACCUCGACCCUGCCAAAAUCACUGGCCUCGUUGUGCUGCACUCCGAACGCAUCGCUGCAACAUCGCUGGAAGCUUUCAUUGUGCGUGUCUAUCGCCAAAAGAACAAGCAGGGCUUUCUCAAGGCCUUUUCAGAUGCUCCCGAACCCUUCGCGUCAGGUUUCGCUCCUCUGGCAACCAUGAUGCGCAACCUCUUCCUUAGACGACCCUCGCUGUAUCCUCGCUUCCACGUUACCGUCGCAAAAUCCUUGGAGGGUCGUCGCAAAGCCGAAGUCAUCGAAUUAGAGGUGCCCAUGACUGAUGGUAUGCGCGACAUCCAGAACGCAAUCAUGGAGUGUGUUGAGGUCAGCAUCACCGAGUUGAAAAAAGGAAACACUGGUCUGGACAUGGAAGACUGGAAUCUUGACAGUGCUUUGCAUCGCAACUUCGACGCCAUCGUCCGUCGACAACUGGAUCCUGUCUGGCAUCGCACCAACUUCAGAACCCGUCAGAUCGUUCGUGAUCUGGCACUCUUGCGCAACAUGCUACAUUAUCUCCUCACAUUCGACGCCGUAAGCUUCCUUCGAUAUCUCGAUACAGUCUUAGCUGCUUCAUCUCCACCUCCUGGUUCAACUCGUCAAAAUCAAUCUCCGUGGCUAUUCUUGGAUGCCGCUCAUGUCAUCUUUGACAACGCUAAGCGUCGUGUAUACACUGGCACCAUUAAGGAUGGCCAAAGCGUGAAUGCUAGAACUGGUGUUCCAGACUCUCUGCGUCCUGUUCUGGAAGAAAUGCCCAAAUGGAAUCUUCUGGCCGAGAUUCUGGAAGAGAUCGAGCGUGACAUGUACUUCAACCCCUCAUUCCAGGAUGAGUCAAACGGUAGCAUUCUCAUUAUGUGUGGCGACCAAGGAACGUGUCGGCAGAUUCGCGAAUAUCUGCAGAGCAUGAAUGUCCUUCCAGAUACGACAUCGGUACCCGACGAUCCUGAUGAUGAUGCUCGGGGACCAUCUGGUGCUGCUAUGAUGCGUCGUAAACUCAGAAACUAUUUCCUUUGGAAGCGAGACUUCAACCGAGUGAGCAACUCGCUNUUUGCUGAAAAUCAGAAAAACAUCAAUGGUACAACCGACCAGCGUCAGGGUCAGGCUGGCCGAGGAGGCAGAGGCGGUGGGUCUAACAAGCGACGCCGCAUGAGAGGUGGUUCGUCCGCCGCAUCUGCUCCUACACGCACAGCAAACGGUAGUGUGCAUGUGGCAGGAGACAAAGAAUCUCACGUACAAAGUCUCCUGGCCGAGCUCGAGCCUACAGAAGCCGAAGCUCAACAGAAAGCAGAGAUCGGCGCCGACCCUCUGGACGAUAUGGACGACUUUUACGAGCUUUACGACAUGAAAGACUUAAUAAUGGUACAUCCCUACGAUGGCGAUAUGGACGAACACAUUCUUGAAGAGACCAAGCCAAGAUACGUCAUCAUGUACGAGCCUGACGCGGCUUUCAUCAGGCGUAUUGAGNNGGUGUAUCGAAGUAGCCACUCGAACAGGAACGUGAGAGUCUACUUUAUGUAUUAUGGAGGAAGCGUGGAAGAGCAACGAUAUCUCAGCGCUGUGCGCAAGGAGAAGGACGCCUUCACCAAGCUGAUCCGUGAAAGAGGUUCAAUGGCGGUGACCUUGACACAUGACCCUGCAGGGCUGGAUCCACAGGAGUCAUUCUUACGAACGGUCAAUACUCGCAUCGCUGGCGGUGGUCGACUUGUCGCAACCGCAGAACCACCAAGGGUAGUCAUCGAUGUUCGAGAGUUCCGGUCGUCUUUGCCGUCACUUCUCCACGGCAGAAACAUGGUUAUUGUUCCGUGUACCCUGACAGUGGGCGAUUAUGUUUUGACGCCUGAGAUCUGCAUUGAGCGAAAAUCGAUCAAGGAUCUUAUCCAGUCUUUCCAGAAUGGUCGUCUCUACCACCAAGCCGAAACAAUGCAACAACACUACAAAAGUCCGAUGCUCUUGAUUGAGUUUGAUGCGCAAAAGUCUUUCACGCUAGAGCCCUUCGCCGAUCUGUCGUCUGGCGUAGGUUCUGGAUCUUUGCAAGCAUCAGACUUGCAGUCCAAGCUUGUGCUGCUGACUCUUGCCUUCCCACGUUUACGCAUCAUCUGGUCAUCAUCACCAUACCAGACUGCUGAGAUUUUCGAAGAGCUCAAGAAGCAACAAGAAGAGCCUGAUCCGAUCAAAGCUGUCAACAUUGGUCUGGAAGAAAGCGACAUGGACGGUCAAGAAAGAACGUUCAACCAACUACCACAAGACAUGCUUCGAGCCGUACCAGGUGUCACUCCAAAGAACUUGACAAACUUGAUCCUCAAAUACGAGAAUGUGUUGGAAGUUGCUAAUGCAGAAGAGGAUGAAUUAGCAGCGCUGAUCGGAAAGGAGGCUGGUAGACAGAUCUACCGUUUCUUCAAUCGUAGUGUCUUUGACGAGUAA
Aureobasidium musti is the source of this 2721-nucleotide messenger RNA. Lineage: Eukaryota; Fungi; Ascomycota; Dothideomycetes; Dothideales; Saccotheciaceae. The record is from the annotation of a GenBank genome assembly.